This is a messenger RNA of Drosophila grimshawi, 1010 nucleotides long. RefSeq lists its product as uncharacterized. Lineage: Eukaryota; Metazoa; Arthropoda; Insecta; Diptera; Drosophilidae. The transcript has a single exon. The coding region runs from base 239 to 682 and encodes 147 amino acids. The record is from RefSeq and is a predicted model, not a curated record.
CGAGCUUGGCAUUUGCUGACUACGCCGACUUUCGUGUCUCUGCUAUUGUGUGUGUGUGUGUGUGUGCACUUCUCUGUUUGUGUGUGAGUGUGUGUGUGUGUUUGCUGACUUGCUUGCAUGCUUAGCGCGUCAUCUGCUGCCCCGCCCACCCCCUCUCGCUACAAACAAGCCAGUCCAGUCGUCACAUUGUGCAAUCAAACAUAAAAGGUAGAAGAAAAAAAGCAGCAAAAAGGUAAAAAUGUCAACUUCGCUGCUGCCGCUGGCUGCGCUGCUGCUGUUGUGCUGCUGCUGCUGCUUACAUCUCAGCUGGGCCAUCGAGUGUUACGUGUGCGAUGCGAGCGAUACGCAGAAUCCGUUCCAGUGCGGCGAAUGGUUCGAGCGUUUCGAUCAGCCGGACAUCCAGCCGCAGAACUGUUCCAGUGUCCAUGGGGCGACGUUCUGUGUGAAGCAUGUUGGCCGCUUUGAGGGCGGCAUCGGUGCGAAACGUUUCUGCAGCUCCAAGGAUCUGGGCAACUAUUGUGACUAUGUGCGCAACAAGGGCGAUCGCAUGGACUAUCGCAGUUGCAUCUACACCUGCGACACCGAUGGCUGCAAUGGCACCAAUCAACUGACCAACGGACGCUGGGGUGUGGCGUUGACGUCGCUGCUGCUUCUCAUGCUGAUGAUCUGGCAACGCUGCUAGAAGAGAGUGUGCGCUUGCCAGACAGACAGAGAGCGAGAGAGAGAGAGAGAGUGUUGAUGAAAACAAACAUAGCUUUGUAAACAAAAGAGUAAACACAAAAAAAAAAAAAAAACAAACAAGUGCAGCACACAGCUGCCGCCUAUGUUGUUGCCGUCGUCUUUGAUAACUGAUUUUCUUCAUUUUUUUUUUUGUUUUAUUGUACACCGCAAACAAAAAUUACAUAUACUACAUAUGUAAAUAUAUAUAUAUAAAUUCAUUUUUUUUCGUUAGUUAAGUUUUGUAGUUAUGUAAGCUGAAUAAAAGUAAAGUUUCUCACACACAUUUGUAA